AUCUUUGCACAACAUAGAGGCUUCUAGAAAGCAAGACCUUGAGGUCCUCAGAGCAGAGAUGCAGGCUAAAAUAAGCAAGGAUUUGGAGGCAGCAAAGACGUCGUGGUCUGAGGAGAACCUGCUGGAGAUCGACAAUAAACUAGGAAGGACCGUGGACAGAAACACCGCAAGGGCGCUGGAAUCCAUGCGGGAGGAGAUGGAGAGGAUUCUGACUGAGAAGCUGGCUGUGUUGCAGAGCCAAGUGGAAGUCUCACAGCACGCAGCCCCACCUCCGGAGGAACUGGCCAACACCCAGACUUCCCUGCAGGCAAUCUCUGAACAAAUGCAAUCUCUGGCGACAUCUUUGCACAACAUAGAGGCAUCUAGAAAGCAAGACCUUGAGGUCCUCAGAGCAGAGAUGCAGGCUAAAAUAAGCAAGGAUUUGGAGGCAGCAAAGACGUCGUGGUCUGAGGAGAACCUGCUGGAGAUCGACAAUAAACUAGGAAGGACCGUGGACAGAAACACCGCAAGGGCGCUGGAAUCCAUGCGGGAGGAGAUGGAGAGGAUUCUGACUGAGAAGCUGGCUGUGUUGCAGAGCCAAGUGGAAGUCUCACAGCACGCAGCCCCACCUCCGGAGGAACUGGCCAACACCCAGACUUCCCUGCAGGCAAUCUCUGAACAAAUGCAAUCUCUGACGACAUCUUUGCACAACAUAGAGGCUUCUAGAAAGCAAGACCUUGAGGUCCUCAGAGCAGAGAUGCAGGCUAAAAUAAGCAAGGAUUUGGAGGCAGCAAAGACGUCGUGGUCUGAGGAGAACCUGCUGGAGAUCGACAAUAAACUAGGAAGGACCGUGGACAGAAACACCGCAAGGGCGCUGGAAUCCAUGCGGGAGGAGAUGGAGAGGAUUCUGACUGAGAAGCUGGCUGUGUUGCAGAGCCAAGUGGAAGUCUCACAGCACGCAGCCCCACCUCCGGAGGAACUGGCCAACACCCAGACUUCCCUGCAGGCAAUCUCUGAACAAAUGCAAUCUCUGACGACAUCUUUGCAAAACACGGAGGCAUCCAGAAAGCAAGACCUUGAGAUCCUCAAAGGAGAGACGCAGGGCAAAAUAAGCAAGGAUUUGGAGGCAGCAAAGACGUCGUGGUCUGAGGAGAACCUGCUGAAGAUAGACAGUGAACAAGAGUCCCUGAAGAAGGAGAACGGUAAGCGUGUCUGUCUGCCUGAAGGCCAAGCACAACAGCUGAUGUGUAGUUUUUUGGGACAUGGUAUAGUGGACCUGUGUGGAGGAGUCUUUGGAACACAAGCAAGAAACUGCUGCAUGCACAGCGGUACAAAGGCUGGAAGUGUCAAAAGACGGAAGAGUGUAACUGACACUGGUGCAAUCAGAAGGGUGCAUAGCAAGAAGGAGAGAUUUGAUUCCCACACUUUUGUGUUGGCAAAGGAAGGUUAUGCAUCUGGGAGACUCUACUGGGAAGUGGAUGUUGGAAAGAGGAGAAACUGGAUCUUGGGUGUUGCCCAGGAGGCUGUGACACGCAAAGGCACUUUGGAUCUUUUUCCUCAGAAUGGCUUCUGGGCCAUAGGGUUGUCAGAUGGGCAAGACUAUUGGGCUUACACAGAUCCUUGGACCCGUUUGACUGUGGGUGGUAAACCACGUAAGAUUGGGAUCUUCCUGGAUAUCUCAGCCAAGAAGCUGUUAUUUUACAAUGUCCACCAGAAGAAUGUUUUAUACACUUUUUCCUUUGAUAGUAGCCAAAACCAGGAAAUGAAGCUGUUUCCUUUCUUCUCAACAGGUCCCACUGCAACACAGGUUGACACUGAGCCUCUACAAAUAGCCCAGGGGUUUGAUGAUGAUGAUAAGUGAAGAGACAAAGUGAGAAUGUACAGCUAAUUCAUGGUUGAAAUCCAGAGCCUUGGUUCUGACUACGUUGUAUUUAACCCCAUGCUUUUUGCCACCAAAUUAAAACCUAAACACUAAUUCAUAAAA
Anas platyrhynchos (mallard) is the source of this 1963-nucleotide messenger RNA. The record is from RefSeq and is a predicted model, not a curated record. Lineage: Eukaryota; Metazoa; Chordata; Aves; Anseriformes; Anatidae.